AUCUUCUUUGUCUCUUGCAUUUCCAAUUUCCCCUCCUCCCUUUUUCGCUAGGUUCUUCUCCGUCAACUCCGAUCAUGGAGAAGCUGAGGAGAGUGGUGAAUGAGAUUGCCUACACGCAAGACUGCGCCAAGCUCUCUACCCUGAACCGCUCGUUACUUCCUGUACUCAAAGUCGUGUCCUCUCUCUACAGAGUCGCACUCUAUCUGCGCCUGUAUCUCUAUCAUUUUGGCCUCUUGUCUAAGCACCGGUUGCCAGUGCCAGUGAUAAGUGUUGGCAAUUUAACGUGGGGAGGCAAUGGGAAGACGCCAAUGGUUGAGUUUAUUGCCGAAUGGUUAGCCGAUUCUGAAAUUUCACCUCUUAUUCUUACCAGGGGUUAUGCUGGAGGAGAUGAAGCUAGGAUGCUUACAAGGCAUCUUCUUGGGACACCAGCAAAGAUUGGUAUGGGAGCAAAUCGAGCUGCCACUGCUGCUUGUUUUCUCAAACAGUAUGGAUACAUAGAUCCUAAAAGUUAUUUAUUUGAGGGAGUAAAUCAGAAAGUUCAAAGUCCACUUAACCUGGGACAAAUUGGUGUCGUUGUUCUAGAUGAUGGAAUGCAGCAUUGGAGCUUGCACCGUGACCUUGAGAUUGUAAUGGUUAAUGGGCUAUCACCAUGGGGAAACCAUCAAUUAAUCCCACUCGGACCUUUAAGGGAACCCUUGACAGCCCUUAGAAGAGCAGAUGUUGCUGUAGUUCAUCAUGCAAACUUGGUUCCAGAACAAAGCCUCAAAGAUAUUGAGCUAAUGAUGCAAGAACUUAAAGAAUCUCUUUCUAUUUUUUUCACUAGAAUGUCUCCAUUGCACUUCUUUGAAGUAGGAAAUAUCAACUUCAGAAUACCACUGGAUGUCAUACAGGAUGCCAUUGUGCUAUGUGUUUCUGCAAUUGGUUCAGCAAAUGCUUUUGUGCAAGGCAUUGAGAAGAUGGGAGCAUUUUAUGUUGAUCGAAUUGAUUUCACUGACCAUCACUCAUUUCAAACCAAGGAUAUUGAGAUGAUUAUGAUGAAACUCAGAGAUCUAGAGGGCAAGUUUGGUUUCAAGCCGGUAGUUGUUGUAACAGAGAAGGAUUAUGACAGAGACCCAGAGAUUCUUAAUCAUUUGAGUCCUUUCAAAGUUAUGGCACUCCGCUCAGAAUUACAAAUCAUUCCACGUAGACAGCACACUAAGGAUGAUUUCAGAGAGUUGUUGAAGGAGCUGCUGGAGGUAAAAUGGUCAGGUGCAAAGCACUAAGCUUUCAUUUACUAACCAUAUAUGGUGCAAUUUUGAAGUUAUGGACCUGAGAAUAGUUGCUGAUCCACCAGCUCGAGUUAUCCCAUAUUUUCUGUCCUUUUCCAGGCAAAGAAAUGCAUCGAGAAAUUCAUUUAUGCAUUUUUUAAGGCCACGACUUUUAUUUGAUAAUGUUGCAACCUUAUUCUUUUGCUUAAUUUGUCAACAAACAGCAAAAAGAAAGAUUUCUUUUUGGGAAAAAUAUAAUUGUUUGGAAUUAAAACACUAA
This is a messenger RNA of Hevea brasiliensis (rubber tree), 1527 nucleotides long. RefSeq names its product probable tetraacyldisaccharide 4'-kinase, mitochondrial. The coding region runs from base 75 to 1262 and encodes 395 amino acids. Lineage: Eukaryota; Viridiplantae; Streptophyta; Magnoliopsida; Malpighiales; Euphorbiaceae. The record is from RefSeq and is a predicted model, not a curated record. Gene Ontology annotation, biological process: lipid A biosynthetic process. The transcript has 8 exons. Gene Ontology annotation, molecular function: ATP binding; lipid-A 4'-kinase activity.